CCUCUAUUUUCAAUAUCACCUUUUCUUCCUCACAGGACCCAAUUGUGGGUGUGGAAACUUGUCUUAUUGCAUGCUUAAAAGCAGAGGGAAGAUGGAUAUUGCAAUGUUUAAGUAUUUCAUAAUAAGUACAUAGCACUUAAGAUUGAUUAAGUUGACUAGGAGCUUGCUACAUCAGUCGAGAGUUCUCCAGUUAACUGCUUUAAAAUGGAAAACAAGCAAGAAUCUAAGGUUCUCUUGAAGCUUUUGGUGGAUGAAAAGAAGGAUCAAGUUGUUGCAGCUGAAGCCAAAGUGGAUUUUAUGGACAUACUCGUUAGCGUUCUCACUUUACCACUGGGAACAAUAAUACGACUCAUUAAAGCAGAGGCUGGAGUUGUUGGUUGUAUGAAUAACUUGUACCAAAGUGUUGAAAACCUAAUAGUGGAAGAUCUUUUCAUAGAGCAUUGCAGAACCAUGUUGCUAAAUCCAAGAAAUCCCUAUCCAAAGUAUUGCAUGAGGUUGAAAGUGAACGUAGAUGAUUCAGGCUCUGAGAAGUAUUAUGAGUGUUCAGAUUGCUCAAAACGAUGCUAUUUCAUGAAUGUUGAGUGCCCAUGUAAUGGGAAGUUUAAUAAAGAAAAGUUCCUGAAAGACUUAGUUAUAAUAACUCGUCAUGACGAGUAUGUCUUUCUUAAAGGAGGGAUAUCAUUUCUAAUCUCUGACGAUUUACAAGUCAAGUGUGCUUCUCCAAGCUCUCUUGUUCAGAUGCUUUCUAAUGUUGGCCUGAGUGAUAUGAAUCAGAUUAAGGAGAUGCAUGUAGAAGUUGGCAAGAACGAGGUGAUUCGUCUGCUUGCUCGUUCAUUUAGCUCAAAGACUCCCUUGUCUGAUGUGUUUCUGCCCAAGCAAAAACAAAAAAGAGCAAGAGUAGAUACUAUCACAAUGUCUGAGUUUGGAAAUUUGUCGUCCAUUUCUGAAAAUGGAACCAAUAAUAACACCAAGAAAUUGGAGCUGAAGCUAACAGUAAGAAAGUCUACUAACAAGGUCUUGUGUGCUGAAGCAGGCAAUGAUUUUGUUGACUUUAUCUUCAACUUUUUGACCAUUCCUAUAGGAUCAAUUGAAGACGCUCUAAAAGGGAGUUCUGGGUUGGGAUGCAUAGAUAACUUCUAUAAAAGCGUGGAGGCUGUAGAUUCGAAAUGGUUCAAUGUGCCUCCAAAGAGGGAUAGUUACAGAAGUGAGGAGAAUCCUGUUGACAACUUUAAGACGAUAUUACUCAAGCCCGGUGUUGCCCCUUACCAUAUAUCUGAAUAUCAGCUGCUGCAGAUUUCUGAAGGGAAAUCAGAAAUUUAUGACUUGUAUGAUAUAAGGCGUUUUGUGAGGGGUAGUUAUAUUCGUAAUCACAAAAAGUUUGCAAAGGAACCGUCCCUUUUCUACGUUAUGGACAAUUUGGAAGUUAGACCUAUGUCUUCGACAUCAACUAUUUGCUUACUCCAAGAACUAAAUGUGCCAAUGAAUGACAUUGAAGAGCAACUGAUCAGUCUUGGAGAGUCGGAAGCAUUGAGCUUGCUAAAAGCCUCUUUAACAUCAUCAUCAUCAGCUUUGACAGAGGGCCUAAAUCACAAAUUGAAGAAGCAGAUAGAUGAAGAUGUGAAGUGUGACGCGAAGAAACAUUGUCGUGCUGGUUAGCGAACAUAUACUUGAACGACUCUCUUGUCUAGCUUUUUGUGUUUAGCCUCAAAACUUGGUCCCCUGUACAUCAAAGCCUUGAUGCAGAGUCUGAGUCUUUUCAGAUUGAAUUAGAUAUGGAUCACUUAUGUGUAGUUUAUUUAUUUUACCAGUUUUGGAUGUUUCCUCAAUAGAUGAUUAAUCCAUGAAGUUAAUUUUCUCCUA
Molecule: messenger RNA, 1860 nt
Organism: Lycium ferocissimum
Lineage: Eukaryota; Viridiplantae; Streptophyta; Magnoliopsida; Solanales; Solanaceae
Exons: 3
Coding region: 205-1656 (483 amino acids)
Source: RefSeq, a predicted model, not a curated record